AUGCCGUCGCACGGAUCGGAGCUCUUCGCUCCGCCCUCCCCUAAGCCCUACGCCGCCCCGCCCGCCGCCGCCGCCUCCUCCUCCUCCUACAUGGAGGCCUCCUCUUUCCCCCUCAUCGGCGACUACAUCGGCGUGGAGAGCUGCGUCGACUACGGGGAGCCGCCCGACCCCGGCGGCGACUUGCCCCCGGCGGAGCCCGAGCGCGGCCCGGGGUGGCGGCGGGAGGCGACGGGGGGGAGGAGGAGGAGGAGGGGGCGGGAGGCGAGGAGGGAGUACCCGCCGCCGAUUCCGCUGCUGGCGCGCACGGGGAACCUGCCCUCGCACAUGCCGUGGGUCCUGAGGCGGCAAUACACCAGCGACGGCCGGCUGAUCCUGACGGAGGAGAAGGUGAGGCACCACGAGUACUUCCGCGCCCACCGGGCCAACGGCCGCCUCACCCUCCAUCUCGUCCCCCUCGACGGCGACGACCCUUGCCUCUCGACGAUCGUGGACGAGGAGGAGGAGGAGGAGGAGGAGGAGGAGGAGGAUGAGGAGGAGCAGGAGGACGAAGAGGAGGUUCUGAAUGCCGAGGCCGAAGUAACGAUCGCCGAUGAUCCGGAGUAUCGCGACGACGACAACGACGAUCGCCAGGGCGAGGUCGGCGAUUGCGGAGACGAGGAGGAGGAGGAUUGCGCGAAGCUGGCGGCGUCGAUCGCGGGGUUGACGGUGGAGAGCGGCGGCGGGAUGGGGAAGUGCUCGAACUACAACGGCAUUAACGUGAGCCCGAACUCUUCUUGUCUACUCGGAGUGCCGGUGCCGGCUCUCAGGCCAGUGCACAGCUAG
Messenger RNA from Eucalyptus grandis, 822 nucleotides. Its product is annotated as nucleolar transcription factor 1. NCBI's taxonomy places the organism in Eukaryota, Viridiplantae, Streptophyta, Magnoliopsida, Myrtales, Myrtaceae. The coding region runs from base 1 to 822 and encodes 273 amino acids. The transcript has a single exon. The record is from RefSeq and is a predicted model, not a curated record.